Bacillus rossius redtenbacheri is the source of this 681-nucleotide messenger RNA. Its product is annotated as fibrous sheath CABYR-binding protein-like. NCBI's taxonomy places the organism in Eukaryota, Metazoa, Arthropoda, Insecta, Phasmatodea, Bacillidae. The coding region runs from base 1 to 681 and encodes 226 amino acids. The transcript has 2 exons. The record is from RefSeq and is a predicted model, not a curated record.
AUGGUGGACUUGGGCGGCCGCCGCGUGCAGAAGAACCACCGAGACCACCUGCGAGUUGCGGCGACCCCCGGGGAACCACUCCCGGCCGACCCCGAACAUGGGGACACGGCAGACGGACCAGACAUCCCCCUUGAUGCACUCCCUCCUGGAGGACUGGAGCAACAGCGAGAGGAAGCCGAGGACACCGCUCCAGACGAACCCGAGCACAUCACCGACGGGGAACUGGACGCGUACGCACCCCAAGACCCCGGCGAGGCACCCUGUCCCGCAGAAACCGCGCCACGAGGGGAGGCCCCCGAGAGCGAGCCGCCCCCGCUGCAUGAGGAACCUACGGAGACUCACACCACGUCGCGCCGGCGGAGAAGGGGCCGGCCCCGCCACGCCAGGUGCCGGGUGACAGAAGACGCGGGUGACGACUCCGACGACCCCGCCGGAGCGACCCCUGACCCCGAACCCAUCAUAUCCGACCCAGACGAGGACGAAGAGGAAUCGCCCCCGAGCCCGACCAGAGGUGGUUGGGGGGGCUGGACGUCCCCGUCGGACACGACGCUGAUCAGCGAGGCUGCGGGAGUUCGUCCUGACCACCACCCCGGGGCGGAGCUCACCCAGCCCGGCGCUGAUACCCGAGCGGGAACGCCAGACCUACGGACGGCAAGGCCCGACGAGCCCCGCGGAGAGUAG